UUAACACAAAGGGACCGGACAUAUGAAAAGUCAUGUGAGAAAUUGCACUUUAAACUCCAUUGAAGGAAAGCAACAUUCACAUCGGACAAGGGGAGAUGAUCAUGAACCAUCUACUUUUUUAAACGGUUUGUUCACUUUAUUGUGUAUUUAAAAGGAGAAUACUUGGACCAAACAACACAAGAUUAAUGGGGAUGAGAAGAAUUCUAGUGCCUCUGCUGCUUUGCUCAGCCCUCUGUGUGGGUGUGGUCAGCCUAACCAUAAACCACACCUCCCGCGUCAGAUUUCACACAGGGAGACGCAUCACAUUGCCCUGCACUAAGACAACACUUACAGGGGUGGUCCAGUACUGGCACACCCCAUUCGGACGUGUCCAGAACAGCAGUCUCCAUUUCAACCAGGAGGAUGUGGUUGCUAUGCAACAUGACGGUAGCCUGCAAAUCCAGAGCUCUACUCCUCAACACAGCGGCCUGUACUACUGCCUCAUACUGGCUGGAAAACAUACUACACUCACACCUUACCUGCUGAAUACUUGCGGUCAACAGGAUGGUUCUGACAAACCCCGGCGAGUGGUAAGGAGCGUUCUGGCUGGUCAGGCAGAGGAGAAGGAUGUUGCUCUGGUUUCUGACGGUGUGUUUGAAUCAGCUGUGGUUGCGUCAGUCGUGGUGACGUUUCUGGUGGGGUUCAGUUUUGGAGCUCUGAGUAGGACACUACUGGACAGGUGUAUGAACCGGCUGCGGUCGCUAGGCCAAGGUUGUCGUAACCAUGGUGAAACAGUCCGCGUGGCCUUCCGGAACAAUGUAGAACCGGAGGAUGACUCCACCUUGUUAACAGUUGUUACCAUGGAAAAUGCCAACAGCUCCCCGCCGGCCAAACCUAAGAGGAGCUUCCGGGGAAAACAAUCUGUAGAGAAUACUGCUUAUUUAGAGGGCUGCGACCAAGAGAGAGAAGUGAAAGAGAGGGAGAAGGGAGACCGCAUAGACAGAGAUGAGAGGAGUGGGAGAGAGGGAGCAGUAGGAGGGAUAGACAGCGAGGAAGGGAGGAAAAGGAAUGACAGUGAGGAGAGGGAGAGGAAGGAAAUGGAGGAAGGUAGUGAGAUUGAGGAGAAAAAGCAGAGUGAGAUUGAGGAGGGGAAAGAGAGGAGUGAGAAUGGGGAGCUAGCCAGGCGGAGUCGUGUAAUUCGUCUGUACCAGUACGAUGAGGACGGGCAUCGCUAUGGUCACCUGCCUAACCCCAUCCCCACGGAUCAUCCCACCCCCCAGCCCAGGCAGCGCUCCUUGUCCCUCACCAGGCUCAGUGCUAUCAUGGCUACAGCCACUGCCAGCGCCCUGGAUCCCACGAGCGCCCCCUGUCCAGAGCCAGGCCCUGACCAAGAAGACCUCCCAGCCAACUCCACUCAGCGCCAGGAGAGAGCAGUCUUUCAACUAGGGAUAUGA
Molecule: messenger RNA, 1433 nt
Organism: Esox lucius (northern pike)
Lineage: Eukaryota; Metazoa; Chordata; Actinopteri; Esociformes; Esocidae
Exons: 6
Coding region: 186-1433 (415 amino acids)
Source: RefSeq, a predicted model, not a curated record